AUGGCUCCCAAGAACAACGACGAACAGCUUCCGUCCUACGAGGAGGCCAUCAGCAGCAGCAGUAGCUCUGAGUUUCCUCCUGCAACGCCUCAACGUCCUGCUUUUGCGCCCCAAUUCCCUUCCACUGCCCCUCAACGUCCAACCUCUGCUCCGUUGCGUCCUCCCCCCACACCUUCACGUCCAGUGUCAUCGUCGGCCUUACCUUGGACCUAUCCACGAGGCUUCUACUGCAGCAAAUGCGGUAACACUGGAUACAAAGUGAAAUCAGGGCAUCCCUGCAGACGGUGCUGGGGCCGUUUUGCACAUAGCGCUCCCAAUUCCAAUGUCCAAGUGCAGUAUUAUUCGGCAUAUCCCUCUUCUUACCACUCUUAUCGUCCAUACGGUCCAGUUCUGCAACACUUUGCACCGCCGCCAUUGAUGUCCGGUUCACCGCUUGUUUUGCAGCCUGGAGACCCCAGGAUUGGAGGUAUGAUGUGUGGACAGUGUAGAGGCAAAGGAAGAGUGCGAUUCCUGCUGGACAAAGAGAUUUGUAGUGUGUGCCAUGGCACAGGGAGGGUCUUUUGA
Molecule: messenger RNA, 564 nt
Organism: Lachancea lanzarotensis
Lineage: Eukaryota; Fungi; Ascomycota; Saccharomycetes; Saccharomycetales; Saccharomycetaceae
Gene: HUA1
Product: LALA0S10e00848g1_1
Exons: 1
Coding region: 1-564 (187 amino acids)
Cellular component (GO): cytoplasm
Source: RefSeq, a predicted model, not a curated record